CCCGGCUGCUGGAGGGGACAGGAACAGGAACAGGGACGAGGACAGACAUGGCUGCCCCAGGCCAGCCCCAGAAGGCCACCUACGAUGCCAUCGUCAUCGGGGCUGGCAUCCAGGGCUCUUUCACUGCCUACCACCUGGCCCAGCGCCGCAGGGACACUCUGCUUCUGGAGCAGUUCAUCCUGCCCCACUCGAGGGGCAGCUCGCACGGGCAGAGCCGCAUCAUCCGCAGCGUCUACCCCGAGGAGUACUACUCCCGCAUGAUGCCCGACAGCUUCCGCCUCUGGCAGCAGCUGGAGGCUGAGGUCGGCAUCCGCCUCUACAGGCAGACGGGACUGGUGGUGCUGGGGCCGGCGGGAAACGAGGAGCUGGAGGCCUGUCGGCGCAGCCUGGGUGACAGUCAAGUCCUUGACCCCACGGCGCUGGCCCGGCACUUCCCUGGCUACCGGCUCCAGGCUGGCCAGGUGGCCGUGUUGGACAGCACCGGCGGGGUGCUCUUCGCUGACCGGGCACUGAGGGCAGUGCAGGAGGUCUUUCGCCGACGCGGGGGCACCGUGCGGGAUGGGGAGAAGGUGCUGCGCAUUGAACCUGGGGCCAUGGUCACUGUCACCACCACGGGUGGGGUGUACCAAGCCCCCCGGCUCAUCAUCACGGCCGGAGCCUGGACAGGUCCCCUUGUGGAACCCCUAGGUCUCCGCCUGCCGCUGCAGCCCCUGCGCAUUGAUGUGUGCUACUGGAGGGAGAAGGAGCCUAAGAGCACCAACACGGGCAGUGUCAGUCCCUGCUUCCUGACCGUGGGGCUGAGCCAAGCCCCCCAUGGCAUCUACGGGCUGCCCGCCCUCGAGUACCCAGGGAUGGUCAAGCUGUGCCACCACCAUGGUAGCCCCAUUGACCCUGAGAAGCGGGAUCAGGCCCCCUCGGGUGCCGACCGCCCUGACAUCAGCCUCCUGAGCAGCUUCAUCAGCAGCUACCUGCCCGGGCUGGAGACCCAGCCGGCUGUGAUGGAGACCUGCCUGUACACGAACACUCCAGAUAAAGACUUCAUCCUGGACCGACACCCCAAGUUCAGCAACAUCAUCAUUGGUGCUGGCUUCUCAGGCCAUGGGUUCAAGCUGGCACCAGUGGUGGGGAAGUUGCUGUGUGAGCUGAGCCUGGGCGAGGAGCCAUCCCACAACAUGGCCCCCUUCGCCAUCACCCGCUUCCGUGAUGUGCUCCAGUCUGUGCUGUAGAUGUGGGGCUCCAGAUGUGCCCCCAUGGCAUUGCACCAGACUGCAGCUGUGUCCCUGCAUUCCAGUGACCUUAUGCCUCAGUAGGCCUGCAUCAAUACCUGUCUCCAUCUCCUUGCACCCUGGUGUCCCAACAUGCUACACUUCUCCAACUCUAGCUGUCCUUCAUCCCCACAUCCCUAUAUUCCACCAUCACAUCACCGAGCACCCUGGCAUCAAUCCAUGCCAGCAGCCCUCCAUCUGUGCAUCCCAGCACCACUGCACCUCCACAUUCCAGAACCUGGGUAUCCCCAUGCCCCUGCCUCCCUGCUACCUGCAUCCCAGCAGCCCUGCAUCCCUAUACCCUGCCUCCCCACAUCCCAGCAUCCCUGUCUCCCUGCAUCCCAGCAUCCCCCAUGCCAUGCAGUGCCAAGCUGUCUCUACCAAGCACCCGCUCCCUGGGAACAAAUUAAGAAGCUUUGUCAGCCUCAUGAAGAUGGAGUUGGAGCAGCGCAGAGAGACACACUCGCUUAGGAGUCAAGUUAAAUGUUUUAAUGUUAAAUGUGCCAUUUUAUUAUCAUUAGAUCGCUCCCACUUAAUGAAAGCGCAUUAGCGCAGCGUGGCUUUAUGGCAGCGAGCGCUGAGCUUGGCCCAUGUUUUACCAAAAGAUGCUGGGAAAAGGGAUCAAAUAACCUGGUUUGCCAAGGUCCCAGGAGUGGGGGUGUCUCAGAGGGUCCCUGGGGCCGGGUUCAGGGGACAGCACAUGGCACAGGCCAGCAGGUGCCAGGGCCAAGCCGUGCAGGCAGCCAGCAAUGCACAUCAUCAUCAUCUCCUCCGCGUUAAAUAAUUAACGCCGGCAGGCAGCAGCUCUGUCCCGCUGCUCAUCUGCAUAUUUAUGAAGAUUGAUAAAUGAUUCAGUGCUGGCACCCACAAGGGCUGUCCCCCCCCUACCCUCCCCAGCACCCGUGGGUGCAGCAGACUCAGGGAAGGGGCCAGGCUUGGCCCUUCCAAACAGCCCCGUAUCCUUGCCAGGGCUGGAUCCAUUCCACCAGACCUUGACACCAUGCAAACACCCCUGCAAAAUGGGGAGACCCCCCUGGCACAUGGAGCAGGCAGCAGCCGGUGUCACCAGCCAGAAAUGACGUUUAUUUUCAUACUGAAAGUAAAGGGGGUGUGGUGGGAUGCACAGCUGGGCUAGUGCAAAACAGCCAGGCAGGAGUGGGGGAAUGGGGAGCUGUUGAAAACCCAAGUGGACACCUGGGACCUUGUCCCCACGUCCCCUUCCCAGCUGCCAGGCGGCUGCUCCCCAGGGCCCGGCCAGCGAGAGACGUCUUUGGCUCAACUAAAAGGGGUGCAAGAGGGGGGGAGUUUAAGUUAUAAAAUAAAGAGCCAGCAGGCACUGAGGAAUGAACCCAGGGUGCCGGAGCAGCCGACUCCACCGCCAAGGACAGACAGGAGGUGGGAAGGUGGGGGGUGCAGCCAGCGAGCCGGCCGGGCUGCUCCCCCCAUGGCCGGGGGACGGCUGAGUGUGUCCCCCCCACCCCGCACAGAAGAAAUACCGGCUGC
This is a messenger RNA of Manacus vitellinus (golden-collared manakin), 2768 nucleotides long. RefSeq names its product pipecolic acid and sarcosine oxidase (gene PIPOX). Gene Ontology annotation, molecular function: sarcosine oxidase activity; L-pipecolate oxidase activity; flavin adenine dinucleotide binding. The record is from RefSeq and is a predicted model, not a curated record. The transcript is spliced from 8 exons. Bases 48 to 1226 code for a protein of 392 amino acids. Lineage: Eukaryota; Metazoa; Chordata; Aves; Passeriformes; Pipridae. Gene Ontology annotation, cellular component: peroxisome.